Messenger RNA from Ramularia collo-cygni, 1038 nucleotides. RefSeq lists its product as uncharacterized. The transcript has a single exon. The record is from RefSeq and is a predicted model, not a curated record. Lineage: Eukaryota; Fungi; Ascomycota; Dothideomycetes; Mycosphaerellales; Mycosphaerellaceae. Bases 1 to 1038 code for a protein of 345 amino acids.
AUGGCAACCACUAACAUCAAGCGACUACAUUGGACGCAGCGGAUAGCCCUCGUCAGGCACAACCUUCAUUGUGCCAGUCGCAGUGGCGAUUUUGGUUUCUUCAAGGCUCUCCAGGCUGCAGGCCUAAUGGAGGGAACUAACCACUUUGCUACCUUGACGGCAUCAAUGGGCGACGACGCCGAUACACUUCUUGCUGCGAUGGACAAUCUCAACGGCGGACUUGCAUACAUUCACCAGGAUGCAUUCGAGAAAGUAUAUGAAAACCUCAAGAACUCGGUGAGGGAGGACGGCAUGCCAGACAGAGCCAAAAUCUAUGUCGAUAUUACAAUGCAAAAGAAUGUCGCGGCUGCGGCAAUUGACAAGUUGAGCAGUUCUGCCAUCGCCCUGAUCCAGUCACAGCCUAUUCAUUUUCAGGACGAAGCCGCGAAUGUCUACAUUGCGGGGCUCACGCUUGCAGCGGACUGUGUCGAAGUUGUGACAAAGCAACUCAACUCCAUCGACUCGAAGAUGGAUGACUUCGUUCGCCUCGAAGAUUCUUGGAACACGGUCAAAGGUUCAGUUGUUGCGCUGAACGCUAGUCUGAAGGGUGUGUUUUAUCUGAUGGACGCGACUGAUCCCCAAGGAGACAAGGCCGCACCAUCCCACGGAAUUGCAAGUGCAGGCAGCGCCAUGUUCAGGAGACUUUCGACAGCUUUUCAGUCUCCACCACCGCCACCACCAAAGACUUCCCGCAGCUCGAGUGUUGUGACUGCCGGUGCUUCCAGCGGCUCACUGCCGUCUGAAUUCGUGUAUCGUACUCCCGACUACGUUCGUAACAGCGUCAGCCAUGGAUGUCCCACAAGUCUACCGUCCAUGAACAACUUCCAAGCUUUCAACGCCAAUGCAUUCAACUUGAAUGGCUUUCAAUCUCACAAGCUCACCACCAUCCCGCCAACGCCAGCUGACGAGUCAACCGAUCCGUUUGAUACUAGUGUAUCAGACAAUCCGCUUACGCCUCUUGAGGAGACCACAAGCAAUGUUCACUUGGUCGCUGUGUAG